CUUGCGUCUCCUUGCUCUCAUCCUCUUCGCCGUCCAAAGCACUGAUCUCUGCUCGAGUCCUCCACAAAGCCCGGAUAUCUUUCUUUGUUCGUGGACUUGUUGCUGCGCCAUGCGCUUGCAGUGUUGAUCUUUUAUCCCGAAUUUACCUGCAAUUGCUGCCAUCUCGACUUUGUUCUUUCACAUUCGCAUCUGAGACGAUAUCCCUCUGGCCUUUUCGUGCAACACCGACCUUCAUCAGUAACCCGCAGACCGACCCGACCCACUCCUUUGCACCCUCACCUUCCCUCAUCCCCAUCCCCAUCCAUCCACCUACCUGCCUUGCAUCCUCUCAACUCGCGCAAAACCAGCUCCUCGACUUAAUCCGCAAGCAUGAUCAUCCUCGACAACGACGAAGAACAGACUCCGAAACUCCAACCACCCCCAGACUCACUCCACACCGCCCGUGCCCCCGAAGCCACCCACCUCCGCCCUCGAGACCGGGACCCCAUUCUGCCCGACUACGAGACCUCACAGGCCCAACAUCGGCUCGUAUUCGAUGAUCUCAGUUUGAGGGCGCUGCGGACGAAGGGCUCGAGGGGGUGGAAUUCGAGGUUGUGCAGGGCGACGAUGUAUGCGUUCACGAUCUAUGUCGUGUUGUUUUUGGUGAUCGGGGUGCCGUUCAUGAUGACCAAGCUAAGAGCAUACGCGCCUUGGCACUCAUUUCCACCACCGCACGAGCCACCAGGAGGCCCUCCGCCUCCGCUACUCGUGGGAGAAACGAUAGACCUCGCUCUUCCUCUUUUCGCUGGUGAAGCCGUCCAGUGCAAUACGUGGGAAUCGUCGUCGUCUUCGGACGAGUCACCAUCAACCUCAAACUCGGCAAGCCUUCUCUUCCACCUCCCAACCGACACACCCCUCCUCAUCCGCAUCAACGGCACCUCCGACCCCGCCGAGAUCCACGGCAUCUCCGGCCGUCUGCACGUCGAUCUCAAUCCGGACGUGACGGUGGAAGAUGCGACGGUGGAGGUGACGGCGAGGUACGAUGAUAGUGGGAAGGAGGCGUUCAGGGAGACGUUUGUGUGUUUGAUGAAGAGCGAGAAUAAUACGGGGUUGAGUUUGUAUGUACCACGAAAUAUAUCCGAGACGGACAAUAUCGAGUUCAACAUGACGCUUCUCCUCCCUCGACCACAUUCCUCAUCAUCCUCCUCCUCAUCAUCAUCAUCUUCCUCAUCGUCACAUCCAUCAUCAUUAUGGUCCUCCCUCUCCAUGCUCGAGAAAGAAACCGAAUCCGGGAGCGGGAACAGUGGAGACAACAACAAUAACAACAACAAUUGGACGGGCGAACGGGAGCGAUACAGGAUGCAGAAGAUAUCGACGUACUUGCCUUAUUUCGAUCAGUCGUUUGGGAGGGUGUCGCCGCAGGUUACGUUUGAGAGGAUGUCGAUUGAGGGGUUGAAGAGUCGGGUUUCGUUCGAUUCUAUUGAGGCAUCAUCGUUGUCGGUCAAGACGUCAGAAGCGGAAGUAUCGGGGACGUUCAAUAUCUCGGAGACGAUCUCGUUGGAUACGAUCAAUGGUGCGAUUUCUGCAAACGUGUCAUUAGUGCAUGAUAAACGACAAGCAAAACCUACGUUCUUGGCAUUUGAUACCGGUAAUGGCGCAAUCGAAGGCACCCUCACAUUCCUCCUCCACGGGCCCUCACACGAACCCUGGCUCCGACACAGACACCACCAGCGCUACCACGACUUCGUGACGCACGCCCGAACUUUCAACGCCCCCAUCUCACUCUCGGUCACGCACGAUCCACACUCACAACAUCCUUCGCGAUACCAUUUCAGGGCGCUGGACACGCAGGGGGCGGUGAACGUGACGCUGGACGAGAUGUUUGAGGGGACGUUUGAUGUGGUGGCGAAGAGCGAUAGGACGAGCGUGGAGACGAGGGCGGGGGUGGCGAAGACGAGUGCUGCUUCGGAUGGUGACGAGGCGUCUGCGUCGGAGGGUGACGAGGCGUCUGCGUCGGAGGGUGGAGGGAUGAGCGGGUUGUGGGCGAAGUGGUUGAGCGAGGACAGGAGUACGACUGCUUCAAGUACGGGUCUGGGAGAGAGGAGAUUGGAAUACGAUCAUGAGGGGUAUGGGAGGAAGAUGGGGUGGUCGGGAUAUGGGGAGAGACCAGCGGAAGCGGGAGGUUCGCGUGGUAGUAGUGGAGAGGGCGGUGCUGGUGGUGCUGGUGGGGAGGGGAGUUCUGCGGGGACGGGAGGUGCGGGGAAUGCGGGUGGGGGGAGAGGUUCGUGGGGGAGUACGAGUCGGGUGGAGGUCGUUAGUAGUUUGAGUCCGGUGGUUUUGGUGCUGGAUGGGCCGGGGUGAUGGGAAGGCUGGAGGAUCUAUCUGGAAGGUGGAAGGUGGGUUGAGAGGAGGAGAUCGCCCUGGAGCGGCGUUGUAUCAUAUUAUGUUCUUGUACUGCUUUUCUUUUCUCCUUCGUCAUAUCGUAUCGUAUCGUAUCGCUCUUUCCAUGUCCCCAGGCAUCGUCGUCAGCUCGUCAGUCUGCAAUCCUCACAUCGAUAUCCAUAAUCACCCUCAUCCUCAUCCUCACUCUCACACUCCACCACAUCCACACACACUCGCUAUAUCUACCCUUUCGGAUUCAGAUUCAGAUAUCUCACAUCACAAUCUACCUAUGGUUAUUCGAUUUUCGAUCUUUGAUUUUUUUCGACUCUUAUAUAGGUCCUUUGGGCUUUCGAACGAUUACCCACUUCGAGUGCGCGUGCAGCGUGCACGUUCCGCCAACUUACCAUGGUGUCCGUGUCAGUGCCACCACCCUUCGCCUUCGAAUGUUGAUAUUCCUUGCACGACCCCUGUCUUUCUUUCAACGUCGCUUACACUUGCCUUUCCUUCAGCUUCUUGUGUUUUUCUUUUCUUUUCACUUUUUUCUCUUCUAGCAUGCUAUGUAAUCUCGAUCUCUCUCCAUAGGAUACAUACAGACACAGUGCG
Messenger RNA from Stereum hirsutum FP-91666 SS1, 2964 nucleotides. RefSeq lists its product as uncharacterized. Lineage: Eukaryota; Fungi; Basidiomycota; Agaricomycetes; Russulales; Stereaceae. The transcript has 7 exons. The record is from RefSeq and is a predicted model, not a curated record. The coding region runs from base 370 to 2340 and encodes 656 amino acids.